AUGACCACAGAAGCAAAUGUUAAAUUCACGGUUCAAAACGAGAACAUUAAACUUGAGAAAAGAAUUCCGCCAAUUGCAAAAUAUGAAUCUUUUGACGAUAGAGAUGAAUCCGAUCAAGUGGAUGGAGGAGAUACAAAACCUUUUUUAGAUGUUCCUGGAAUUGAUGAUGGACCUUUGUUCAAUGAUAAAAAACCAAGAGUUGUUCCAUCCGGUUACUUCCCACAAUGGCCAUCGAGUUAUCCACCAGAAGCUGAUGUCUCUAAUAUACCAAGUUUGAAUCUUUAUCAACAGAAGAAAACAAUUGCUCAAGGAAUGCUUGAUCUUGCCUUACUUUCUUCCAAUGCUAAUCAACUUCGAUACAUUUUAGAUUAUAAGGAGAGAAAUCAUUAUUACUAUAUCAGCCUAUCAUGCAUAAGUUCAAGUUUAGUGCUACAAGUUCUUGUUGCCAUUGCCCUUGUCUUUAAGAGUCGCUACAAUAUUGAUAAUGAACAAGAGUAUGCAAACGCUGAUCGCAUCAAUAACUUUAUUACAAUGGGAAUCUUAUUCAUAACUAUUAUUAAUGUUUUUACAUCUGCUUUCGGGGUAUCUUCGCCACAAUGA
Chironomus riparius is the source of this 600-nucleotide messenger RNA. Lineage: Eukaryota; Metazoa; Arthropoda; Insecta; Diptera; Chironomidae. The record is from the annotation of a GenBank genome assembly.